AAGAUUAGAAGCUCUUUAUUUUAUAUAAUAAUUACUAUUAUCCACAAAAGGAUCAGUGACCUACAUUCACAAUUAAAUAUGACUUUAACUGUGUUAAUAAAAGUGUUACUGACUGUAGCCUAAUCCACAAGCUCGUUACACAGGAAACAAAUGGACACAUAAACAUAAACUUUUCCAGAGGACGUUCAGUUUUACAAAAAGGCCACCAGAUGGACCUCUAAACUCUGGGUGUCCAGUGAUGCUCAUUUCACUGCCUUAUGUAAAAUUAAUACAAGCGAGACUGCAUGCAAACAAGAGUGGGCAUGUGUUCAAAAGGUCCAUUGCUGAAUUAGUAUUUGGCCACCGGCUAUACUUGACCGACACCGGUUGCGUAACUUUCUCCGUUGGACUGUACUCAGAGUUUAAAGUAGCCUGCUCGCACUGCCCCUUUAACUUCUGAGCCGAUUUCCAGAAAGCAACAACCUGUAACAGGCUCAGAGAUCCUCCCCUCCUCUGAUGGAUUAUUUAGCAGGCGCUGAGUCCCAUGUCGCCAUCUGCUAUAGGAAGAAAAACACUGCGGAAUAUUCUCUGAGGCACAUGUUACACGUUAGCAAACGGCGUAAACCGACAAACUAAAUAAAAGGUGUUUAGCUGGGACUCAACGACAGGUAACAGGUGGCAACAGGUGUCCAGCAUCCUGCGGGCGUCAGAGAGAAAAGAAGCAGAGAGCUGAGCGACAUCGUCGGGCAAAACAUGUGAAGGAGGUUGGUUCAUUGUCGAGAUACAAAACAAUGGACUGUUUUAGUUCAGCGUGUACAACUCGUGUGUUAAAAUGCGUAUUUAAGCGAAGCGGAUGUUGUUGUUGAACGCUUGGCUCUGGGAGCAUAUGCAGCGAUAACUGAACUGUUCCAAUAAACUAACCGGGUGACUGAGAUCUGAAGCUUGGUAGGUACAAUGCUGACCCCAUCCGCACGGUGAACUGACCGGACUCACUUCAAGGCAACCACAGGAAGGAGUCGUCCGAUCUGCAGCAGUCAUGGUGGUGGAGGGCGACAGGACGCUGCUCGCCGCAAGGCAGGGGGACGUGCAGGCUCUCAAAGUGCAAUUAGCGGCGGAAACACUCACCAGCGACGUCAAGGAUGUGCUGGGGGCCACGCCGGUCCACCACGCAGCCCGGGCCGGGAAACUUGCCUGCCUGCGUUUCCUGGUGGAAGAGGCAGGACUCCCGGGCAACUGCGUGGCCAACAACGGAGCAAGCCCAGCGCACGACGCAGCAGCCACGGGCCACCUGGCCUGCUUACAAUGGCUGCUGACCCAGGGUGGAUGUCGGCCAGAGCAGAGGGACAGUUCUGGUGCCACCGUUCUCCACCUUGCAUCCCGCUUCAGUCACCAUGAGGUCACGGAGUGGCUGCUGAAGGGUGGCGAGGUGGACCCCGGAGCCUCCACUGAUACAGGCGCCCUCCCUGUUCACUACGCUGCUGCCAAGGGAGACCUGCCCUCUCUCCGACUGUUACUGGGGCACAGUCCAAAUCUUGUCAACUCCCAAACUAAAAAUGGUGCCACGCCGCUCUACCUGGCCUGCCAGGAGGGUCACCUGGAGGUCGUCCAAUACCUGGUCAAGGAUUGUGGGGCGGAUUCCAGCAUAAGAGCCAAUGACGGGAUGACACCCCUGCAUGCUGCUGCCCAGAUGGGCCACAACACGGUCAUCGUCUGGCUGACGAGUUUCACAGAGAUUGGCCUGACAGACAGGGAUGGUGACGGGGCCACAGCCAUGCACUUUGCAGCCAGUCGAGGCCACGCAAAAGUGCUCAGCUGGCUGCUGCUGCACGGCGGAGAGAUCGUCACCGACAGCUGGGGAGGGACGCCGCUACAUGACGCUGCAGAGAACGGUGAACUGGAGUGCUGUCAGAUCCUUGUGGUCAAUGGGGUGGACCUAGGCAUCAGGGACCAGGAUGGCUUCACGGCAGCAGACUUGGCCGAAUACAAUGGCCACUCCCAGUGUGCCAAGUAUCUGCGCACUGUGGAAAACAUGAGUGUGGAGCACCGCGUUUUGUCUCGGGACCCCUCAACAGACCUCGAGUACAAGCAGCCGGACUCAGGCCUCUCAUCCCCAAACACCACCAUGCCCCCCACCGGUCAGACGGCACACUUUGACAUCAGUUCACCAUCCAGCUCCAUGUCCAACUACGACUCAGCCAACUCCAGCCAGUCCAGCACCGGGGAGAAAAGGAGCAGCUUAACAACAUCACGAGGCCCUUCAGCUCAGCUGAACACGGUCGCACACACAGGUGCAUCAGAGUCGGCCAUUUCAGACAUGCAGGCCUAUAUGGACAUGCUCAAUCCAGAGACUGGCUCCAGCAUACCCAAGAACAAUGAGAUAACUGCUGAUGCCGCCUCCAAGCCCCCGCCACCACCAACCUAUCCAGCCCCUCCUCCCCCACAGUUUCCCCCGGCCCCCCCUCCACCCCCAAGCUAUCCAGCCCCAGAGCCCCCGAAGGAGCCAUCGUCAGCCGAGUUCCUGAAGGUGAAAAGCAACUUGCGGCAUGUGGAGUGCAACAGUGGCAAGAAGAAGCAGCUGACUCCUGGAGAAAGCCACGACAAAUUGCGACGUGUGGAUUCAAACAGGAAGUCGAGGAGCUUCAGCAAGCAGCCCAGCACUGGGGACUACUACAAGACCCUGGGCAGCGAUACAGCCGAGCCCCGAGGGAGCAAAGGCAUGGCGCCCAAUGAGGAGGGCUCCAUGUUAUUGGAGGAGCCCACCGACAACCCCGCCCACAGCUCUGAGAAUGGUACCACGGAGGAAUCGGUCGCGCCGCCACCUCCACCGCCUCCACCCCCUCUUCCCCCAAGCAACCCAACGCCAACACCUCCUCCGCCUCCUCCACUGCCCCCGGACACGCCGACCAUCCAGAAUCACUCGGCCAGUAGCACCUCCUCCAACCAGCGACGCCCUUCUUCUUCAUCAGGAAGCACAAAAUCUUUCAACAUGAUGUCCCCCACUGGUGACAACUCUGAGCUGCUGGCAGAGAUCAAAGCAGGGAAGAGCCUCAAGCCCACACCUCACAGUAAAGGCUACACUACUGUCUUUUCCAGCAGUGGACCCACAGGCAACAACGGGAACAUUUCAUCUCCACCAGAGACCCGCACAUCUAGCCCACCACCCAAGCAGUCUUCCCCACCACCAUCUAAUACGUCUGUCAUAUCCCCACCUGCCACCCCUAGUCCUAGCCCCAGUUCAACUGGCUCUGGAUCUGGCAGGACUAUGUCAACAUCUGCUAGCUACGAGCAACUGCCUUCCAACUCUGUGAUCAACGGGAACAGUGGUGGCGGCACAACAGGAGCAGAGUCAGGGCGGAAGACGAGCCUUGCUGAUGUGGAGGCACUAGUGCCUACUCAUGACGAACAGGGGAAAGCGAUCCCUGAAUGGAAGAGGCAGGUGAUGGUGCGAAAGCUUCAGGUCAAGAUGCAAGAGGAGGAGGAGCACAAGCGCAAGUUUGCCGCAAGCGGACAUUACCAGCCUCAGGAAUGGCACUACUCCCAUGUCCACAAUGCCAUUCUGGGACCAUUUGGGGAACUGAUGACAGAGGACGACCUAAACCGUAUUGAGAAGCAAAUUGAGAACCUGCAGGUCAUGCACAAGGUCUCAGAAGUUGAGAGGGAGCUGGAAGAACUGGAGCGGGAGCUUCACCAGCUCUUACCAGUUUCUACUGCUCUCAACCAAGGGCACUUUUCAGUCAACCCAAAACAGGUGCAUGGCCAAGCUGAAGACCUUCCAGCCUGGUGCAGCAAGAUUUCUACCCUUCUCAAGAGUAUGGCCAUUCUACUUGCCACGUUGGGGGGUAAGGAGAUAGACAUUUUGGAUCUCAUAUGUUCCGGAUAUCCUCAAGAAGAAGGAAAGAAUAUGAGCAUAGGUCAGUCUGAACCAGCGGGAUCAUUUGGCACAGGAUUUAUUGGGCGGUCUCAGUCCUUCUCAACAAGAGAGGAUGUGGAGAAGGAGAUACAGCAGUGCGGAGUUUCAGUGAAGAACCUCAAGGCCAACUAUGAAAUUCAGAAUCAGUCACAGUCUGGAGAUAACAAAGCAAAUAGGGUGUACAAACGGAAGAGGUCACUCCCUGUGGUAAGUGAAUGUAGUUAUUGUCCAGACACAGUUCGUGAGGAUGAUGUCCCUUGUUCAUCUGCUGGAGUCAGUCAGUCUCAUACCAAUGGAAAUUCUCCUUCAGUGGAGGAAUCAGUCUUACCUUUUGUUGAAGAGCCAGUUGUCGUCGCAUCUCAUGCACCUCAGACAUAUGCACCCUCUGAGGUAAUAGCUCCACCUAAUAUUGAACAGUUCAACCAGGUUCUUUCUGCAGACCCCAUUUUAAAUAAUGAUCAACUAACAAGAAGCUUGGAGGUACAGACAGAUCUAAGUUAUGUCCAGGAAUGCAUUGAGAUGAGAAAAGAGAGAAUUGUUUUCCUGUUCCUGGAACACUGGAGGAAGUACACUAUCUCUGAAUCUUAUCGGACUAAAUAUACUGUCAGAAGAGAAAAUCAUUUAGACGUAGGCUGGGAGGACUACAACCAAUUUAGUGCACAAAUAGGUGGAGAGAUGCAGAGUGAAGAUGACAAACUCCUCCUUUUCAUGAAGUCAAAGCAGGUAGUGGGAAAUCUUAUUGGCCACUGGAGGACCAUCAUGAGUCAAGUGCCCACACGGCAAAUCCGCAGGCUGAGUCGUGCCCAGAUGAUCUACUGGCCAGAGCACUUCUUGCCACAUAUUAACGGGUCUCCUGUGAGCUAUGAAAGCCUAACCCUUGACCUCUUCAUGCUUGGCUACUUCCAGUUGUUGGAAAUGAACAUGUCUCGCAGUGAGCGCAAAUUCCGCCAUCUCUUGUGCUAUGAGAUGUUUGACCGUCUUGGUAGCCAGAAAUGGGAGAUCAUAAGGCAGUUUCACAAGGAGGUCAUGGAGGAAAUUGAGAAAGGGAAACGAGACUGGGCAGAUGGUUUUGAGGACAUAAAAAUCAAGUAUUUUGGAGACUCUAAUGAUGGUGGUGGUAUGAUGACAGCCUCUCUACGUUCCAUGUCUCCUGACAUGUCCUUUAUGACAACGCAGGAGUCACUCCCUCCCCCACCCUCUCAUCCUCCACCUCCUCCACCACCUACCUGUUCUGCACCCCUACCUCUAAAUCCAGAGUCUGAUUCCCCACCAGCAUUACAAUUAGCUAUUUCUUCAUCAUCACCACCACCUGCUGCAUCAAUCUGCAUAUCUGACAAUGGCCAGGAUGUAGAGCAGAAAACCCAGAUGACUUCACUGGAGGACAUGGCACAGGGAGAUGUAAAAGCCAGUGAGGCAGUGGUUUCUAAUGGGAACAGUUCAGAGCAGGACCACAUGCAGAGGGUGACAACCAAAACUGUACAACAUACUGAUGUAACAGCAAAAGCUGAGACACUGCAAGACAAAACAGAAAGCUCAGGACCAGUUACAGUGAAAAAUGUUCCACCUGUUACUGUUAAAGUCACGGAGGAACCUCGUAUUGAUAAACCUCCACCCAGAGGUGAACAUGAUGAAAACUCAAUUAAAGUCAUCUAUGAGCUAAAAGAGUUCAGCAAUGAGGAGAUCAUCAGAUACAUUGAUAGAAGCUUUGCUUUUUGGAAAGAAAAGGAAGCUGAACUUUUCGAUAUCUAACAACUAUGUGAACAGAGUCCACUUGUUCAACUUAAGAAGGAAUGCAUAGAGAGGAGGGUCAGGGAAACUGACCUUCAAACUGGAAAGAAAACUAAUCUGGUGUGUUAGCUCAACUGCAGCACAGCAAAGAGCAUUCACUUAGCUGUAUUAACUCACCUUCAUGUGCUGAAGUGGAUAACAAGACAGAUUUGCUACAACCAUUCAGUUUUGAAUUGUGCUGAACCAAGAGCUCUUUGAAUCUAAUAUGAUUGACUGCCAUGGUACACCACUGCUAGCAUAACAAGUUUAUAAAGGGAAAAGAUUUGCCAUAAAAGUCAUGAAGUGUGUUUGCUUAGAUCAUCACUGUAAUGAAGAGAAUAACUGGUAAAACUCUACACACCUGUAUUUAACAUCUUAGAAGUUUGUGUUGUGGUUUACGAAUGGCUGUCGUCUUUAAGUCUGUGACCUCGUGAUUUUGUUCAUGCAGUGCGUGCCUUUCAGUAGGCUGUAGAUUGCACAUAUUGAUGGUAUGGUAAAUGCAAGGCCUGCAGAAACAGCUCAGAGUUUGUUACUGCCUCAUUAAUGAUUCAGAACUCGAAAUUUGCAAACAUUUUUUAACAGCAAAUUAAAACAUUCACUUGACAAAAUGAUUAUCAUCUAAACAAAACAUCACAUUAACUGUUUGUAAUUCUUCUAUUAAAUCUGUCUCCUCUUUUUGUUACUUAAUUUAUAAUGUGUGUUUUUGAAAAAUUUGCUUAAACUUACCGCAGUUUUUUUUUUGUUCCUUUAUUAUUUG
Molecule: messenger RNA, 6413 nt
Organism: Scatophagus argus
Lineage: Eukaryota; Metazoa; Chordata; Actinopteri; Scatophagidae
Gene: espn
Product: espin
Exons: 12
Coding region: 1016-5638 (1540 amino acids)
Biological process (GO): actin filament bundle assembly
Cellular component (GO): cytoplasm
Molecular function (GO): actin filament binding
Source: RefSeq, a predicted model, not a curated record